CCCUGAACCCUAAUUUUCAAUUUCACCAAAACCUACCUCUCUUCUCCGUCGCUGCUGCUGCUGCUACUGCUACUAAAUGGGGAAAAAUUGUCGCAAAGACAAGGCAAUACCUCCGCCGCAGCUUCCGCCGGAAGUAAGAGAAGAGGAGAUUGAGUUUUCCGACGAGGAUGUGAAGUACGUCGAAGAGAACAAGGAUUACGCCCGAUUCGUCUCUCGAAUCGACACCACUGCUAUCAACAGGCAAUGCGUUGGUGAAGCAAAGACAGUGGAGGAUAAGUAUGAGGAAGAAAGAUCAAAGAAGAAGGUACAACAAGAAGAGAAAGAGAGUAACGAGAUCCAAGUGGAUCCUGUUGAUGUGCUCCCUGUCAAGACUUUAGAUGGAAAGCUCCAUUUUCGAACUGUGACAAAGAAGUCAAAACUAGCUGAAGCAGAUCCAGAGGAAGCAGAAGAGGAUGUCCUGGAAGAUGAACAUAUAUUGAACAAAUCUCAGAGGAGAGCAAAAGCUAAAAAGAGUAAAAAGGAGGCAAAGAAACAAGAGACGGAAGUGCCUGAAGAGAUCAUACAAGAGGAGGAAACACCCCAAGCAGCAGUUCUGGCCGAAGUGAAAGAAGAACUAUCUGCUGAAGAGUCGUUUGAAAAUAAGAAAAACAGACUUGCAGAGUUGGGAAUGCUACUACUUUCUGAUCCAGAGGCUAACAUAAGAUCCUUAAAGGAAAUGUUAGACAUCUCCAAAGAUGAGAAUGCGAAGAUAGUGAAACUUUGCUUGUUAUCUGUGUUGGCCGUAUUUAAAGAUAUUAUUCCUGGCUAUCGGAUUAGACUUCCUACAGACAAAGAGCUCGAGAUGAAGGUCUCAAAGGAAGUAAAGAAAACACGGUUCUAUGAGUCAACUUUAUUGAAAGCGUACAAGUCAUAUCUGCAGAAGUUGAUGGCCUUUGAAAGGCAGUCAGUAUACAACCAAGUUGCCAAUCGGUGCAUUUGUACUUUGCUGGAUGCGAAACCUCACUUCAACUUCCGUGAUAACCUGUUAACUGCUGUUGUUAGAAAUAUUAGCUCCCCAGACGAAGUCGUAAGGAGACUCUGUUGCUCUACUAUUAGGUCUCUUUUCUCCAAUGAAGGGAAACACGGCGGUGAGCUGACCGUGCAAGCUGUACGCUUGAUUGCUGAUCAAGUCAAAUCUCAAAAUUGCCAACUUCAUCCUAACUCUAUUGAGGUGUUCAUGUCCAUACGCUUUGACGAGGAUAUCGGAAAGCGUGACAGAGAGGAAGCCAACAAGAAGAAAUUUAAGAAAAAUGAUAAAAGGAAUAACCAAGAGGAGCAAAACCAAGCGCAAGAAAAUGAGAGGAAGAAAUCCAAGCGAGAAAUGAUGUCUAAGAUCAGAGAUGAGGUUAAUGCUGAUUACAGGGGAGUUACCUUUGAACCAGAUGCUAUGGAGCGGCGAAAGAUGCAGACGGAGACACUAUCUGCUGUUUUUGAAACUUACUUCCGUAUCCUGAGAAAAACAAUGUUUUCAGUUGGCGAAAGCAGCACAGAAGAAGACACAACUUUGAAUCCUGGCGCCUUUGGUCCGCACCCUUUGCUUGCUCCAUGCUUGGAUGGGUUGGGGAAAUUCACUCAGCAAUUGGACUUGGACUACAUCGGAGAUCUCAUGAACUAUCUAAAGAAGCUUGCUUCCAGCAGCAGCGUCUCCACCACAAAGAAGAAAAACUCGAAACUGUUGACAGUAUCUGAACGCCUGAGGUGUUGCCUCGUCGCAUUCAAAGUCAUGAGGAGCAACUUAAACGCCUUGAACGUCGACUUGCAAGACUUCUUUGUCCAGCUUUACAACCUCCUUCUCGAGUACCGCCCUGGAAGAGAUUCAGGUGAAGUGUUGGCCGAGUCUCUGAAGAUAAUGUUGUGCGAUGACAGACACCAAGACAUGCAGAAAGCAGCUGCUUUUGUAAAACGUUUAGCCACAUUCGCGCUAUGCUUUGGCUGUGCCGAGUCUAUGUCAGCGCUUGUCACCUUGAAGAAUCUCCUCCAGAGGAACGUCAAAUGCAGAAACCUUCUAGAGAACGAUGCUGGAGGCGGCUCUGUUUCCGGUUCAAUCGCAAAGUAUCAGCCAUACGCAACAGAUCCUAACCUAAGCGGAGCUUUCGCAUCAGUGCUUUGGGAACUCAACCUCUUGACCAAACACUACCACCCAGCGAUCUCAACGAUGGCUGGAACAAUCUCCAACAUGAACACUUCUCAGAACCAAACGUUUCUUUCUGCAGUGACUCCGCAGCAGGCGUUUGCAGAUUACUCUCUUCUGAAGGAAUCGUUUGAGCCUAAGAGCGAGUCUAGGAAACUGAACAACAAACGGAAACGAGAGAGUGGUGGUGAAGGUGAGGAUGUUCCGGAAACUGACAUGGUUGAGCUCAAGAAGAAGCUGAAAGAGAAUUUUACCAUUCUACGAGGCAUUAAAGUGGACGAGAGAGUGAGAAUGGAGUUUGAGAAGAAGAAACAGAGUAACAUGGCGAAGAAGAAACCAACGAAGAAACAGAGUAACGUGGAGAAGAAGAAACCGAAGAGCCCUAAAUCUAAGAAGAAAUUUUGAAAAACCCACUUUUGUCUUUUUUAGUGUUAUACAUUGCUUCAACUAGAAAUUCAUCAUUUAAAUUUUUGUUCAAUCUAAUUUUGAGAAUAGUUUUGUUUAAGUGGAUUCAUUCA
This is a messenger RNA of Brassica oleracea var. oleracea, 2688 nucleotides long. RefSeq names its product nucleolar complex protein 3 homolog. Bases 77 to 2575 code for a protein of 832 amino acids. The record is from RefSeq and is a predicted model, not a curated record. Gene Ontology annotation, cellular component: nucleolus. Gene Ontology annotation, biological process: DNA replication initiation. Gene Ontology annotation, molecular function: chromatin binding. NCBI's taxonomy places the organism in Eukaryota, Viridiplantae, Streptophyta, Magnoliopsida, Brassicales, Brassicaceae. The transcript is spliced from 13 exons.